This is a messenger RNA of Saitoella complicata NRRL Y-17804, 1008 nucleotides long. Its product is annotated as DUF1753-domain-containing protein. Bases 56 to 853 code for a protein of 265 amino acids. NCBI's taxonomy places the organism in Eukaryota, Fungi, Ascomycota, Saitoellomycetes, Saitoellales, Saitoellaceae. The transcript has 4 exons. Gene Ontology annotation, molecular function: inositol phosphoceramide synthase regulator activity. The record is from RefSeq and is a predicted model, not a curated record. Gene Ontology annotation, cellular component: inositol phosphoceramide synthase complex; Golgi membrane. Gene Ontology annotation, biological process: inositol phosphoceramide metabolic process.
GUAGCAGCAUACAUCCCACUUGACCAGCAUACACUCCCAGUGGCAGUUGACCACCAUGUCCAAUGCAACGAAGCUCACUGCUUCCAUUCGCCCCUUCUUUCGCUUGCCCAGGAGGUUCCUCGGCAUGUACAACUUACGCACGGGAGUUGAAUUGAUCACCAUGUUUACCAUUCUCAACAAGGCUGCAGGGUUCUAUGGGUUUCUGGCUGUCUUUACAGGGGCUCAAAUCUCAGCAUGGCAGAUGAGCAUGUACGUGUACUCAAUACUCGCUGCUGUUUUCUUUUCUUGGUGCUUGAAGAACGUUCAAAGGGAGAAACCUCUUCCGACACUGGUGUAUGCAUACGCCUUUGUCGUUGAUUCGAUUAUCAACAUAGCAUAUACCGUCAUGUUUGCAACAACCUGGUUCCUCAUUCUGUCCAAGUCAAGUUCAACCGGCGCCGGCGACAAGAUGGUCCAGGACGUUGCUGGUUUUACCGAUCCAGCUCAUACUGUGGAGGAGGUUCACGUUGUGCCUACUCCUGGUGCGACGGGCGAGAAUGCCGACUUGGCCGUUACGCCCUCUAGUAUUGGCGUACCAGGAGUGGGCAAGGGUGUUUUACAGCCAGAAAGCUUGUCAAGUAUUAUGGCUAUUUGUUUUUUCUGGGCCGUCAAAGCCUAUUUUGUCUUGGUGGUGCUCAGUUAUGCUAAGCAGGUCGUCAAGGAUCAUGGAAUUGGUCAAGAGCGGUCGUUCAGUGCAGGCGAAACACCCAGCAUGACACUGGAGAGAUGGUUAACGGCGCUUCCUUUAUUUCGUUCAACCGGUUUAUCGGGGAGGAGCAAGUAUCGCCGGUCAGUUAGUUUCGGACGGGCGUAGGAUUAGAGCAAAUCAUACUGUCGUCGGGUCGUCGCAGGGUUCAGAUUCUGUGCUGCUGUUGCUGGUUACCACGCUGUACGUAUGCAUUCAAUUGCAAAGCCCCAAAUUCAAAGACCAUGAAACAGCUGCCGCUGCAGGGAGAAAAGGCUAGGUAU